Molecule: messenger RNA, 1102 nt
Organism: Notolabrus celidotus (New Zealand spotty)
Lineage: Eukaryota; Metazoa; Chordata; Actinopteri; Labriformes; Labridae
Gene: mrpl15
Product: mitochondrial ribosomal protein L15
Exons: 5
Coding region: 90-986 (298 amino acids)
Biological process (GO): translation
Cellular component (GO): mitochondrial large ribosomal subunit
Molecular function (GO): structural constituent of ribosome
Source: RefSeq, a predicted model, not a curated record
CGUGCCAAUCAGAAGUACUUCCUCCGACCUCGGUCACGUGACCUCCAUGUCCUUGGUUUGGCUAACUUUGACAUGUGAGCUACAGAAACAUGUCUGUCCCCGUGAAGCCUGGCGGUAAAGCCUUGGAUGCUUUGAAGAAUCUUCCACGAAUUAGUCUAGCAAACUUGCGGCCUGAGCCAGGAUCCACUAAGGAGGCAUUAACACGAGGCAGGGGACAGCAUGGCGGAAACAGAAGCGGCAGAGGGCAUAAAGGAGAGCGGCAGAGAGGGAACCGACCACGGCUAGGAUUUGAAGGGGGUGCGACACCCUUCUAUCUUCGUAUCCCAAAAUAUGGCUACAAUGAAGGACACAGUCGCCGUCCUCAGUACCAGCCCCUGUCACUGAAACGACUGCAGUACCUGAUUGAUCUUGGACGAGUUGAUCCCACAGAGCCCAUAGACCUUACCCAGCUGGUCAAUGCCAGAGGGGUGGUGGUCCAGCCUUUGAAGAGGGACUUUGGAGUCCAGCUGGUUGAUGAGGGUGCUGACAUUUUUGCUGCAAAAAUCAACAUCGAGGUUCAGAGAGCUUCUGAAGGAGCCAUAGCUGCUAUUGAGAGGAAUGGAGGGGUCAUCACUACAAGUUUCUACGAUCCUAUAAGUCUUGGGAUUCUGAUCAAGCCCGUGCCGUUCUUCAUGCGAGGGCAGCCCAUUCCAAAGCGAAUGUUACCAGGGGAGGAUAUGGUUCCAUAUUACACAGGUGCUGAGAACAGAGGCUACUUAGCAGACCCUGAGAAAAUCCAGCAGGCCCGGCUCGCCCUGGCACAGAAGUAUGGAUACGUUUUACCAGACAUUUCAAAGGACGAACUGUAUCGCAUGCUGGCUUUGAGGAAGGAUGUUCGACAGAUCUUCUUUGGCCUGGCUCCAGGCUGGGUCGUUAACAUGGCAGAGAAGAAGAUUCUGAAGCCUACUGAUGAGAAACUCCUGAAAUAUUACAGUUCAUAUGUGUGAGGAGAAGUCAUAAAUAAAUCUUCAUGUAAAGUAUGGUGGAAGAAAUCAGAAAAACUGUGUGUUUAAUGUUGAAUCAUGUUUCCAUUUUAUAUUAAAAAUAUGGAAAAAAAAAGCCA